CAUAUAGUCCCUGUCCCACACGCAGGCCUCGCCUCUGCGCAAACGUGCGCUGCUGACGUCGGGCCCGUCUUCCCACCUGGACUCAUUCCACGUCUGCACGUCUUGCAAUUUAACCAACCUCGGGACAGUUGUCCUGAUCGGACCUGGGCCCAAGAGAGGCACAAGGAAGUGAGGCACCGCUUACCGCAGGAAGUGAGGCAUGUCUACGUGGGGGAACACGGAGCCUCGCCGCAAAGCGGGCGGCGACAGCCGGACGCGGCUGGACGUCCUGAUGACGUCUCCAGUGCCCACACGGAGCGCCUCGCAGACUCUAGAGGCGAUGGACCUGGGAAGUCCGCCUACCGCCCCCGGCACGGCGUGUGGCGGUUUCCGCCUGGGCCAGAUGCACGGCGCCACGGGGCUACCGGUUGCACGACCGCUGUUCGGGGCUGCACCAACCCGCCACGAGAUUGACUCCUUCUUCCUCGCGGCGGAGCAGAAGUUGGCUCUGCGGCGAUUGUCGACACGGGCUGAACGCUAAAAGCUGCGACAGAGGCAAAAGGCAACGCCGAGCAGUGCCGGGAAUCGCGGAGCCUGCCAACCUGCAGCAAGCAUACGGGGCGUGAGCUACUGAACUGUCUGCUACUGCCGGCGGGGUGCACAUGCAUGCACGCACACAAUCAGGUAUCUGGCACUCGGGAUGGUAGAGCGCACUGUCAGAAACAGCUGAGCCGGGCGGAAGGGCAGGGCGGGGAGCAGUCAUGCUCCGUGCGCGCAAUCCCAACAAAUCGUUCGCGAGUGGAAACGCCAUGUUGGCGAAAGGGGGCGUGGGCGCCCCAGCGGAGCCUAUACGACGAGUUGGGUGCUUUAAAUGCCGCUGUUGGGCGCUUGUAGUACUAUGCGCAGCGUUUAUGCAUAUGUGUAGUGCGUGGCAGCAAAAAAGGUUCUGUUGAUGGGUCAUAUGUGUUGGGCGGCACCUUUGUCCAAGAUGUCUGCGUCCAAGAUGCGUUCGGUCAAGGUGCUUGGGUUUUUGCAAACAGGCUUGGGGCCCUGCCCUGGUGCCCAUGUGCACAUACGUGACGUUAAGCCUACGCAUUGAUUUCAUGGGCUUGACAGGUUGUUGACGAUUGAAGAAUGCAACUGGCAGGAUGAGUGCCCCCGCGCACACCGCCUUGGUUGUGUGCGUGUUUGUGUGCGCCAUCGUGUCGUCAAACGGUGUAUGCGUGUGUUCGUUUUGCUUAUGCGUCACUUACUGUUCAGACAAGCCACCAACCUUGUACGUGACAUGACCAACGUUGGUGCGGUUGUGACGUAAUGAAAAACUAGGAGGCGAGUGGACAAGAGUGCUAGUGGAUACUGCCUAGCACCUUCAAUUUUGCGUAUCAGCGAGUGUUCGGUGCGUGAGAUGCAGAUGCAUUGCGGUCAUGUUACAGCUGUGGUAUGCAUGCAAAAAGCAGCAUUGAAUUGCUGCUGGAGGAAACUGUCACGUCAGGUCACGCAUUAUGCACAGUCAGUGCGGUAGACAUAAUCAAACGCAGGGUUCACCGGCGCAGGAUGCGUUCGGCUUCACGGCUCCGCUGGCGGGGAUGGAAGGCUGUACAUAUGAAUCUUUCAGGGCGGCAGCAGGGAAACAAGAUGCUGGCAUGAAGGCCGGCGUGUCUGCGAGAGUGUUGCGUAUGAGAUAUACCGGUAGAUGACCAGACGCUUUCUCAUCAGCCGGGGGCGCCCGCUCCAGUAUUUUGGGGUUGCUGUGCUUGCAGCACACCUGGCGCAUCGGCCUUGUGCUCGGUGCCCGGCCCGGACUGAAUGAGGAUGCAAUGACUUGCAUAGACCAAAACUGCAUGGAUGAGGUUUGGCGCCCCACGCCGUUUGUUUUAUGGACGAGUUAGGCAGGGCGAGUAGUGCAGUGCAUGGCGUGGCGUGGCGUGAUGUGCUUUCCAACGUGUAUAAGCAGGAUGGGGCAUCUGGCCUUCUUCUCUGGGUUCUUCAAGUCCCAUAUCUUUUGUAUAGCGUUUCUGUGAGAGGAUCAUCAUGACCAACGUGAAUUCUGGUUUCCUACUUAGGCUUUUGCGCUCAAAUAUAAAGUGCCGGAAUAAUCAGUAUAAAGACACGUCAAGACUCGUAGCAUAGCACUGUGGCAUCAUCCCCACUUUCAAGUCACGGUUGCUGUGGUUGAGCUGGCAUGUCAAGUAGACCCGGUUAGGGGUAGCCGUGCACGUAAGCCGCAGAGACGGGGGCAGGGGCGGUGAGGUGGCCAACGGACACAGCCGACCUGGUGAGGCUGACUGCGAUGCUAAGCUCGGGUUAUGGUCGUGGACAUGGUGUCGACACGUUGUGCAUGGACACAGGUUGUUUUGCAUGGGCUGCCGCCAGUCUGGGUACUGGUCAGCGCGCGGGAAUGUCUUGUACUCUACCAUUAGUGCGCUGACGUCGCUUGAGUCACUGGGGGGCGUGUUCCAUUUUUUGGGCAUGAGAGCUACCGCCACAUGCGGCAUGUAUAGGCUCAAGUGCAAUGCACACGUCGGCCCCUUCACGUCACGGUUAAAAGUUCUUAUUUGGAGGUGACGGCACGAUUAAAUGCGGGUGAAGGUGUUGCCCUAACUACAUGAGCUGUCCAUUGUCCGGGCCUGGGCGCCCUGUGGUCUGAUUUGAUUAUGUCUGGCAGGGCCCAGGGUAUGUAUCACUUCUGUGGACAGGAAAAUGCGGAGGAUGCCUCUGCGCUAGCCAAGCAUGGGGGAAUAUAUCGACUAGGUUGCUUCGUGUGGGAACUUGGCGAGUGUGGUAGAGCCUCGGAUGCCCCUCGCCUCAGAUGCCCCCCGUCGGCUGCACAGGGACAGUCCAGUGGCGUGGGUGGGCUGUAUGGAGUCAGAGCGUCGCCGGCUUGGUGAUGCAAGUUGCGGGGGCAGUGCCAAAUACUGGGUGGAGGUUAGGGAUUCUAUUCAAUGUUCACGGCCACACGAAAGGCUGCGUCUCAGGUGACGAGGUGUCAGGGCAUGGCGCUUGUUGAUUGUUGUAUUGAGGCCACCUGGAGCAUGCCCGGAGUCUUGUCAA
This is a messenger RNA of Chlamydomonas reinhardtii, 3030 nucleotides long. RefSeq lists its product as uncharacterized. The record is from RefSeq and is a predicted model, not a curated record. Lineage: Eukaryota; Viridiplantae; Chlorophyta; Chlorophyceae; Chlamydomonadales; Chlamydomonadaceae. The coding region runs from base 200 to 520 and encodes 106 amino acids. The transcript has 2 exons.